Malania oleifera is the source of this 3255-nucleotide messenger RNA. RefSeq lists its product as uncharacterized. The record is from RefSeq and is a predicted model, not a curated record. Bases 327 to 2789 code for a protein of 820 amino acids. NCBI's taxonomy places the organism in Eukaryota, Viridiplantae, Streptophyta, Magnoliopsida, Santalales, Ximeniaceae. The transcript has 9 exons.
UGAAUUUAAGAUUUGUAAAGUCUCAAAUUUUUAUGAAACCAUCCUUCCUUUUACGUUGUGUCGAAAUCCUAUUGGUUGUGUUUCUCAUUACUUGAGCAGCCCUAAGCGUACGAAGCGCUGCGCAAGGACGUGUUCGUCAUAGCCACUCCUCCAAAGGGCACCCGAAGGAAUCCACCAUUGCCCCUUGCAAUUCUCGUCUGAACUCAGAAGUGCUUCAUAUGACGUCAAAAUGGGUCCAGGGUUACCAUUUUUCUCACUGAUGGAGCGCUCCAGCGAGCAAUAAAUUGAGACGGAUAGAGAGACGCAGAGAUCCGUGAUGACUGUGUAUGGCACCGCCUUCUCCCUUGGACAUCUCGCGCCUGAAUUCUACCUCAGGCCUUCUGGCUGUCUUGGAUUUGAAUGAACAGCAGAACCAGAAUAUGGAGGACAUGGACAUUGAUCAGGUAAUUGAUGUUCCUGACACUCCUGACAGGCUAGCUCUGCAGAUUGUUAAUCAGGGGGAGUCGGUUGAAAAAGAUAGUGUUUCAUUGGUUGCUGGUCAUUCAGGAAAUUCCAACUCUUUUGAUGAAGGUUUUAUUAUAAGACCUCGGGACAGGGGUAGACUGGUCUCUGAAAAUAGGCACAACAGACAACUGCAUUUCUGUCCUGGCAAAAAGCAGGGCAAUCCUGAUGAAACUGAUCGUCAUACUAAUUCCCUUGUUUAUCCAUCAGAGAGUUCUUCUGCUUCCUUGAAUUCUCAUUUGCUUCGGAGAAUGGUGGCAGACAAGACCUUCAAGCAUGAUUCCAACCAUUCAUCUAGAGCUCAAUGUGUGGAUAAAGGCAAAGCUCUGUGCUCUAAAUUUUCUUCUAAAUCAGCUGCUUUCCAAGGUGAUGACAAUACUGUUCUAGAUUUAACCAAGCAAAGUGAACAUGAAAGAAUACCUCAAAAUGUUGUUCUGCGUGGUGCAUCAAUUGAUGUUAUGGUUAAAGAACUAGAAGAAGAAUCACUAGAAAACAAUGACUGUUCUUCUAAUGCAUCAAUUAAACCAUGUAAGAGGGUGGGAAAAACGGAUGAACAUACAUGUAAAGGUAUUACUUCAGGUAUGGAUAAUGGAAAAGGGAUUUAUUUCUCCAGGAAGCCUCAAUUUGAAGGUGGAAAAAGUGUGUCUGCAUCUCUUAAUUCUACUAAGUUACCUAAAGUCAUUGGACAAAAAAGGUUGGUACGUAAUGGGUGCAUCUCUCCUCAUAAUAUAGCUAGGGCUAAAGAGUUGGCUGAACAGCACAGUAAUGGCCCCAUAGAAGUUCCGCAUGAUGAUACUAAGAACACUGUAUUGAAUGGUAAAACUUGUCUGAUUGAUAGUUGUAAUUCAGUUGCUGAAGCUAAUAGUGCUGAUAAAGUCAAGGGAAAGGGAGUAAUAACUCAUCCUUGUACAUCAAAGGAGCAGGAUGCCAGAACUGGACAUUUGUCUAGUAGCAGUUCACUAAUUCACAAUGAAGAAGCCAAUAAAACUAGUGAUGGCAGUAGAGAUGCAUUUGAAGGCAUUCAGGGAUUAGGUGGUUGGAGAAGUACACGCAAUCGUUCAAAGGUAAUAUAUCUUCCAGAUGGGGUUGGAGGACAUUCCAGGAGGAGCGACAGAUGUUUUGUUGCCCAAAAUGGAAAUAAAGCAGAGAGAAGAGAUAGUGAAAGUGCAAAAACCAUUGUGACCAGCUAUCCUGAAGCUCGUGAUGCAGUCUUGUUUCCACAUGGCCCUGCUCAGCCUUUCUCCCAAACGACUUCGAGUCUUUUGACUGUGCCAGACCGAGUAAAUCGGCGACAUCGUUCGGCAAAUGCGCUUACCAAAAGGCAAAAGAAGCAAGGAUCAACUCCCAGUCAUCCUGGUGAAUGCUCUACGUCAGUUUAUAAUGAUUCAGAGAUUGUGCUCCUUCGUUCAAGUGGGGAGUCAUCGAAUUCAAGAUCAGUUAGGGACCAGAAUCAUCACCAUCAGGGUGCACUGCAUCCAAUUAUUGAAAUUGAUGAGUUGUCCCCUGAGAUCAGGCACAAUGGUUCUCAAGAUUUCGGUUGCACAGAUGAUGAUGAUUCAGAUGCUCGAGCAAGACAAGUAGAAGCAGAUGAGAUAUUGGCUCGUGAACUCCAAGAGCAGUUAUAUCAUGAGGCGCCCAUAAUUGAUGAACACAUUGCAUGGACGCUGCAGCAGGAGGAGGGUGCACAACGUGCUUCUUCUAGUGGAAGUCGCCUCAAUUCACUUCUUAGAGGCUCAUUAGCUUCCAACUUACGUAGACAGUCCCAAUCACGGUCAAAUCAUAGCAAUCCAGUUGGGAGAGGAAAUCAGGCUCGUGUUGCUGCCUCUAACAGAAUGGCACAACUAAGAAGACAUGUUCGAAACCAGCCUCGUACAACAUUAUCUAGAGAAAGGAUAUUCCCUUUUCCUGUACACAUGGAUUUGGACAUGAGAAUGGAUAUAUUGGAAGCAUUAGAGUCAGCUGUUGAUGACCUUAAUGGGUUGAGAAGAGUUACUAGCAUUUUGGGAGUUCAACGUGAUUUCAAUGAAAAUGAUUAUGAAAUGUUACUGGCCCUUGAUGAGAACAAUCACCAGCAUGGUGGUGCAUCUGUUCAUCAAAUUAAUAGCUUGCCACUGUCAACAGUAGAGUCAGAGAACCUUGAAGAAGCUUGCGCUGUUUGUCUUGAAACGCCCACCAUUGGAGAUACCAUACGCCAUCUACCUUGCCUGCACAAAUUUCAUAAAGAUUGUAUUGAUCCAUGGCUGAGCAGAAGAACCUCAUGCCCUGUGUGCAAGUCCUCCAUAACUUGAUUUUACAAGGAUACAGGUGCUCUGGGUCUUAAUUGAGCUGGGUAGGUACCAAUCUGCAAGCAUUAUCAUUUUUUGAUGGUUGAGGUAAUUGUAAACAUUCUCUUCUACAGCCUCAGAAAGUUUUUGCAUUGGUGCUGCAUUGCAGUGUUUUGUUUACUCGAGUCCCGUCUGUGGGAAGAAAAUCCGAUGGUAUCUUAAGUUUUUUGAAGACUCUUGUUUAAGUUGGUGCCGUUGAAUGGGUUGGGUGCAUAUACCAUUUUUUUUUUUCAGGAAUUAAUUUGUAUCAUGUUCAGUAUAGCCCCAAGUUUUUGGGGUUGAAAUUGAACCAAGCUUUUGGUUUCUUGGCUACAAUCAAUCUUUACACCAACUUCAGAUUUUAAUGAAGCCAUUGCACAGAUCUCUCAAAGGCGGCACAUAAUAGAAAGUGUCAUAUUUUAAUGAUAUGAUUCAAAUUUGAUGCCCUCAA